CACUAAACUGAAAACGUUAGUGUUUAAACAUUAAUAAAACAUACUUACAAAUAGAUGUUUGAUUUGUAUGAGAUAUUUGAAGUGAAACAAAAUUGCUUUUGCAACCAAUAAGGACCCAGUUCUCAUUACAUGUCAUAAAGGCAUAGACUAGAUGAUGCGAUAAUAUUACACAUACCUUUUGAUGGCUGUCAAAGGUUUUUUUAAAAGAAACCUCGCUGAUACAUUACAAAUUGUUUUAAAACUUAAAUAAAUUGACGGUAUUUGGCGGUUAAUUCUUCAUAACUCAAUAUAUUCGUUUCGCACACCAUUGAAUCACCGAUUCUUUUGAGAGCAAAUAUAGUGGAUUCUGCAAAUAUUUUCACCAAGUAUGGAGCUCACUAGAAAGAAAUAUGAAGUAAUCAGUGCUGCAAUGUAUCAUAUAAUAGCUUUUUGUGUGUUAAUAUGUGCGAGCCUCAUUUUGAUUAUUAUCCAAACAGUAUUUUCAUAUUGUGUUUCUGCAGAAUCAGAUCUCGCUUGGCCUUCAGUUCUAAUCCCGUUCGCUUACAUUGCUGCGUUUUUAUUAAUUUUAACUGCUGGUGCAACCUUGACUGCUGGAUUAGCAGACUCAGAUGAAUGGGACACAGCCAGUGUUGUUAGUUGCAUCUUUCCACUAAUAGUAACAACUGCAAUCGCAUGCACAACUAUACAACAGUACAUGGAUGGAUCUCUACCUAAAUCAAGCAUGUUAAUUAUGGGUAUAAUUAACAGUAUAAUAGCUUUUCUAUGUUUUAUCCACGGUAUUUUAUUAUGUGCUGAUUUUCGCUUAUGUAUAAAUGUAAAAGUUCAUGACUCGCUCCCAACAAUAGAAAUCCCCAUACCUAAAGUAACCAUAGAAGAUGGGUCUGUUUUAUUGGAUGAUGCUAACUGUGUGAAUUCGAAUGAUGUCUGAUACAACUUUUUAAUCGAUAACCAACAAAUUACGUAGUAUACUAGUCUAACUUUCAUUCAUAUCCAUCUUAUAAAGUACUGAUCAGAUGUCAGUAUAUAAAAGUACUUAUUAGUUAAAAUUAUUUUUUCAUAGUAGUAAUUGUUUGAUUUCUUUAAAUUGAUAUGAUUUGGUCCGUAUACUCUACGUAUGAAAUGAUCUUGGCUUUAAUAAUUUGAUCAAAUCACUCUUGGAGAAAAAUAUACAUUAUUUUUGCGAUUAUAUUUCCGUACAUCGUCCUCUUGGUGCAUUUAUAAGCAAUUUAACUUGAAAUGAACUUGAACUCACGUAUCGAAAAUAUUGUUUUCGUAUGUUCAUUGUUCAAUGUUACUUGAUGAAUAUCCAUUAACUUUUGAUGUUCUAUAAAAACAAAAACAAAAUUGGUUACAAUAAUUUACUCUCUAGUUAUUUUUUUUAUUGUUGAGUAUUUCAUGUUGAUUGGACUGGAUAGAUUAUUUGUAAAAAUUAAAAAUACUACUUUAGACAAUAUGAUCAGCGACAACUUUGAGAAGAAUAUACAGUCUUAUAUCUGUUAAUGGAAAUAUUUUCACAAUUAAUAUGAACGAAGAAUAUUCUUUUCAAUGAAUUUCUCAUUAGGAUCUAC
Molecule: messenger RNA, 1568 nt
Organism: Schistosoma margrebowiei
Lineage: Eukaryota; Metazoa; Platyhelminthes; Trematoda; Strigeidida; Schistosomatidae
Source: the annotation of a GenBank genome assembly